Molecule: messenger RNA, 1585 nt
Organism: Amphimedon queenslandica
Lineage: Eukaryota; Metazoa; Porifera; Demospongiae; Haplosclerida; Niphatidae
Product: integrin-alpha FG-GAP repeat-containing protein 2-like
Exons: 12
Coding region: 43-1569 (508 amino acids)
Biological process (GO): regulation of TOR signaling
Cellular component (GO): KICSTOR complex
Source: RefSeq, a predicted model, not a curated record
GUGGCCAAUUUUAACCCUUUGUAUACUUGAUUAAUUUUUGUGAUGAAUUCUCGUUCUGUAUCAUUUGUUGAUAGACUGGAAUUAGAAUUUACUGGAAAUCACUUCUCACAUGCUCUAACUUUAGGAGAUGUGGACGGAGAUGGACUCAAUGAGUUUAUCAUUGGUAAUGUCGAAGGACAGUUGUCAGUUUUUAAAGGAAAUACUUCAGGAAAACCCUGGCGUAGUGCAACAGGAUUAGGAUCUAUAACGUGUGUCACUACUGGUGAUCUAUUUAAUACAGGGAAGGUUCAAUUAAUAUGCAUCAAUGCAAUGGGGAUGUGCUAUAUAUUCAGCUUAUAUCGUUCAUCAAAGUCAAGGACAGGUAGUGCAGUGGAGCCAGUACACACGCAGGAACUGCCUCCUAAUAUUAAAGUGAUGAUCAUCGCCAGCAUAGCUCCUGACAAUAAGGAAGAACUGUUUGUUGGUCACACUGACCGAUAUAUUGGAGUCUACCGCUGGACUAACGACUUUAACAGGUUGGAGUUACGUCACAGAUUAACACUGGAAAGACAAAUUGGUUCAUUAUCUGUUACCAUGACAUCAGAUGGGCGGAGUCAACUCCUUGUGUCUCAAGUGGGCGGUACUUACGUUCCCCUGGAAUAUGUAGAGAAUGUUGAGGACCUCUUCCCCUCCAUAUCCUCCUCUUCAAUGUUAUCAGAUAAUUCUACUAAAGAUAUUCAAGACUCCAGCGACACUGGCAGAGGAGACAAGGAGAACUACAUUAACAUGAGUUUAGAGAAUGAGCCGGAGGAGAAGAGGAGGGCAAGUGACUCCGUCAGUCUUAAACAAAAUAAAACACCAAAAGUUUCUAGACACUCCUCCACUGGUGAUGUCUUGGAAACUAAAAUACGUAGAAAUAGCAGUCGGUCCUCUUUCAAAGGCUCAGAGUCCCUUUUAUCAAGAUACCGGCUUCAUGUGAAUGGUAUUGUUGGUAUAGCUCAAAGGAAUAGUCCAUCAUCCGUUACUGAAGCAGUUGGGGAUUUGACGUCAAAAUCUGAUCUGUUUGAUGAAGAGCAAAAGCACUCAAAUAUAGUUGCAUUGUGUACCCUUGGGGGUUGUAUACGUUUUAUGAAAGAUGAAAAGAAGAUUUGGGAGCAUCAGGUUGAUCAUAAUUUAUUUGCUAUCUCUAAACUGGAUGUCACUAAUGACGGUCAAGAUGAGAUUAUUGUUUGUUCAUGGAAUGGUGUCACUUAUAUUCUUGAUCACUCGCGUAACGUAGUUAGGUAUAAGUUUGAAGAUAAUGUCUGUGCAUUUUGUGCUGGUAUGUUUGGUUUUACUUCUGAGCAUAAUAAACCAGUUCUUAUUUACUCGACAUUUUUUAAUAAAAUUUAUGUUUAUCACAACAUAACUCUGUCAUCCAUUCCACCUUCCAAUUUGACACUUCAACUGUCAAGAAAAGCCAUUGUUCCUGAAGAAAUUGGCAGAACAUUGCAGUCAAUGUCAGAUGAAGAUAAGAGAAGAUUAAUACAAGGUUUAUUGUACAACACUCAAGACAUUUCUACUAUCAUAAGUUACUUUAAAAAUCAAUAAUAAUAAUAAUAAUAAU